Molecule: messenger RNA, 342 nt
Organism: Malus domestica (apple)
Lineage: Eukaryota; Viridiplantae; Streptophyta; Magnoliopsida; Rosales; Rosaceae
Product: UDP-glycosyltransferase 88F4-like
Molecular function (GO): UDP-glycosyltransferase activity
Source: RefSeq, a predicted model, not a curated record
AUGGCCGGUGAUGGCUAUGUCGAUGGGUCUUCUUCGACACGAACGACUUUGAUUUUGGAGGGUGUUUUGCCAGAAGGGUUCUUGGAGAGGACCAAAGACAGGGGGAUGGUAGUGAAGUCAUGGGCACCGCAGGUGGUGGUGUUGAAGAAUGAAUUGGUUGGUGGGUUCGUGACGCUUUGCGGAUGGAACUUGGUCCUAGAAGCAGUGGUUGCGGGGGUUUCGAUGAUUGCUUGGCCGCUGCACGCAGAGCAACAUAUGAACAUGAAUGUUUUGGCGACGGACAUGGAAAUGGCAUUUGCUGUGGAGCAAAGAGAUGAGGAAGAUGGGUUCGUGACGGUUUGA